UUGAGAAUUGACUUCUCUCAAUAUCUCAUAAACUUGCAACACUAUAACACCUACUUGGAAACCAAGGUCUCCGAGGCGACCACAAAUAUUUUUGCAAUGGAAGCGGACGACAAUAAGAAUCCUGAUGACAUGGCGAUGGAGGAAAUCUCCGAGGAGGCAGGGCGUCGUAUCGAUAAUGCGAUUGAUUCUGCGGACGAGGAGGCCCUCCCGCAUGCCGUCCUUCAAGCUGGAAACCUAGAAGAUGAUCUCACCAAUGCGAUCAUCAAAGAUCUGGAUAGCGAAGCUGGCUCCAGCUCUGACAAUAGUGAACCCGAGACGCUUGAAGACCCCUCGAGUGGCCCUGGCAACGCUGCCAUCGCCAUCGGUGUAGCUGGUGCCACCAUGCUAUUUGCCCCGGCUUUAAUUGCUCUUCCGGCCCUGAGCCUCAUCGGCUUUGGUGCAUCGGGACCUAUAGCAGGAAGUAUUGCAGCUGCUGUGCAGAGCGGAAUCGGCAGCGUCGUUGCUCCCUCGCUCUUCGCCACUCUCCAGAGCGCAGCUAUGGGAGGUUACGGAGUUGCGGCCGUCUUCGGGACGGUCCAGGCUGCUGGCGGAGUCAUUACUGCGGCAUCGGCAGCUCAGAUUGCGCGCGACAAUCAGAGACCCUAGAUUCAACGGGGAAUCCAUACAUUUGCCUUUUGUAGCAUGCUUCUUGAUCGAUACCACUUUGUUUUAAUUUCUUAUUUCGACGCUACUUCUUCUGAUCCCGGUCUACGGCAGAGCAAUCAUUCAUGACAGGCCAUGACAGGUAGUGAGAGCCAGGACAGCACUCGCUGAUCUGGCCAGCAUGUCAGUUCGCGGACAUGAUCAAGGCAUAAUAAAACGAAAACUUGUAUUCGUAUCUAUGCAGACAAGCUCGCUCUUGACUCAUCUAUAAUCCAAC
This is a messenger RNA of Pyricularia oryzae 70-15, 919 nucleotides long. RefSeq lists its product as uncharacterized. Gene Ontology annotation, cellular component: membrane. The record is from RefSeq and is a predicted model, not a curated record. The transcript is spliced from 2 exons. The coding region runs from base 97 to 645 and encodes 182 amino acids. Lineage: Eukaryota; Fungi; Ascomycota; Sordariomycetes; Magnaporthales; Pyriculariaceae.